Molecule: messenger RNA, 1181 nt
Organism: Erpetoichthys calabaricus (reedfish)
Lineage: Eukaryota; Metazoa; Chordata; Cladistia; Polypteriformes; Polypteridae
Product: CD9 antigen-like
Exons: 8
Coding region: 129-800 (223 amino acids)
Cellular component (GO): membrane
Source: RefSeq, a predicted model, not a curated record
GAGGGCGGUGUUCAUGUGUCGAAGCUUCGUCAUUCAGUACGAAGUAAAUAGACUAAAGCGCUGAGCAAGCGAAGCCUCAUUUGAUGUUGCCUGAACAACCUGGUACCGUUUAACCAGGAAGAAACAAGAUGCCGGUUAGAGGAGGAAUGAAGUGUAUCAAGUAUUUGCUGUUCGUGUUUAAUUUUAUUUUUUGGCUUGCAGGAACAGCUGUGUUAGCCAUUGGAUUAUGGCUUCGUUUUGACUCAAGGACAAAGGGAAUCUUUGAAGCAGACACUAAUUCUUCAUUUUAUACUGGUGUAUACAUACUGAUUGGAGCUGGAGCAAUAAUGAUGGUGGUGGGAUUUCUUGGUUGCUGUGGAGCCAUCCAGGAGUCUUCAUGCAUGCUGGGCUUAUUUUUCUUCUUUCUGCUACUGAUAUUUGCACUUGAGAUUGCAGCUGGAAUAUGGGGUCUUGCAAAUAAAGAAAAGGUUGUCACUGAUAUAGAAAAUUUCUACAAAGAGACAUAUAAAAAUUAUCUUGCAACCAAGCAGGAAGCCUUGAAAGGAACAUUACAGGCAUUUCACUUUGGACUGGACUGCUGUGGACUUGGUGGAGGUUUGGAGCCAUUAGUCAGAGAUACCUGUUCCAAAGAUCUUAGCCUUACUCAACAGUCUUGCCUGACAGCCAUUAGAGAUGUAUUCAACACAAAAUUCCACAUAAUUGGUGCAGUUGGUAUUGGAAUUGCAGUCAUCAUGAUCUUUGGCAUGAUCUUCAGCAUGGUUCUGUGUUGUGCCAUCCGCCGAAACAGAGAGAUGGUGUGAGAAAUAGUAAAUUUAAAGAAAAUCUUUUAAAUUUAAAUAAAACAAAUGAAGCUCUUUGUAUGCCUUACUGUUGGGAACAUCCCUGUAUGUUUUAUUCUGUUCCUAAACUGAUAUGAAUAUGCUGUAUUGUUAAGCUUUUAACUAACUUUGUAACAAAAAUUUAUACAGUCUUUAACUUGAUUAUGAAACAUUUCCUACAUAUUUUUUAUAAAGUUUUUUUGUGCUGUAAAAUCUGUUAUAUAUUUGUGUUGCUUUUUUAAGCUGAAAUAGACUAAAGUUUUUAGCAUUAAAAGUUAUUGAACUUCUCACAGGGUAUACUAUAUUCAGAAUAAAACAAUGUGGUUAGAAAUGACAAAUAAAUAAACUUGUAACUAAAAUGAA